CUCCGGCAGAAGCGGUGCACGGAGAAGAGAGGAAGGGAAAACAUUAAAAGAGGGGAAAAGAAGUAAUAGGGGAAAAAAAAAAAAAAAAAAGAGGAAAAGCCCAAAUCUAAAUCCUCCAGCUCUCUGCGCAGCCCGCGGCCAUGCCCAGCCAUCCUGCCGGUGCUGCGCUGCUGGCGCUCGCCCUCUGCAUCCUUCUGGAAGACGGUAUGGGGCAGCCUCCCCUGCAGUCCCACCUCGGCGCGGCCGAGCAUCUGAGGACCAAGCGGUGCUCCUGCAACAGCUGGCUGGAUAAGGAGUGCAUCUACUUCUGUCACCUGGAUAUCAUCUGGGUCAACACACCUGGGCACACCGCUCCCUAUGGCCUGGGCAGCCCGCCACGGCGGCGCAAGAGAUCACCCCGCAGGUGCGAGUGCUCACGCUCCGGAGACAGCACCUGCACCAGCUUCUGCCAGGAGGAGCCCAGGUACCUCCAGAGCCUGAGGCUCCCAACGAGCUCUGGAGCAUCCACGAAGGCUCUGCAGAGUGGUGAUGUGAAGCCUUCCCAGCACAGCCUGCUGAGAGCCCUCAGGGACCUUGCUGCCUCCCGCCUGCGGCUCAGCAAGCAGCAGCACCGUGCUCAGCGGAGUGCUCCGCCAGCAGUUUUGCCUUGGAAGAAAAACAUUUGGAAGAAGAAGAGAUAAGGAGCAGGUGCAAACCAAGUUCACCAGAAGAAUCUGGAGUUCCGUGGGUGCCGCUAACUCCGCUGUCGGUAGUUAGAGCUGAAGGAAAGGCCAUGAGUGGAGGGGGGAAGAAGUGGAAGUCUCCAUGCUCCCAUUGCGUGAACGAGUACUGCAUGCACUCCAGAGACUGUUAUAAAGGGAAAUCAGUGUCUCUCUGUGCAGUCCUAGAUGUGUCGUGGAGCUGAAUUGUGCCUUUUUGGAUCAGGCAAGGGUCUUGCUGGUAGAACACUUGCUUCACUCUGCACUGGAGCCCAAGGCAGACACUCACCCGCUGCGGGUGGUUGAAUCACCAACAAAACCCAAACAGCCACGUGCCUUCCAGACAUGGCAGCAUCGAGUGCCCGCAUCUCUGGCCUGCUCUGCUCUGCCCUGGGGCCUUGUCUGAGCGUGGUUCCACUCGGCCCCCUCAGACAUGGUCUGGCUGCUGUAGAUGGGGAUAAGCUGCCUCUGGGCCCAGCGUUGCACUUUUUUCUCUCAUCAGAUAGUGCGAUGUGCAUAUGAAUGAGCCUCCUGUGGUCAAACAGCUCCCAGUAUAUACAUAUAUAUAUAUAUAUAUAUAUAUAUAUAUGUAAAAGUAUACCAUCUUGAAGCCUGAGAGCCACCUGAAUGGUCAGUGGCAUUCUUUGGCUGCGAAAAUCACUGGAGGGCCGUGUGGGUCUUGUUUAGGUGAAUGAUAGCUCUCCUCAAACCCAAGCGUCGCCCCUGCCACCACGCAGAGCAGAGCAGGGUGGGAUGCUCACGUGCAGCUGUAUUUCUGCAGCAGCUUCUGGCCCUGCCAGGCUGCAGCCCCAUGCAUGGAGCCCCAUGGAGCCUGGGGAGGGUCCGAGCAGAGCCAAGCUGCUGGUCUGGAUGGGGUCAGUGCUGGGAACUUGUUCCCUGGGACAUGCUCCUAGAGCUGGGUUCCCCAGCUCUUCACGCCAUACCCCAGCUUGCUCUCAGCUUUGCCUUAAAGGAAGAGUUAGGGGCAGAGAAGAUGGGUGGUGGGAGAGUGACACACAAAGGCUUGCUUGCUGCUUCACUUAGAUCAGAUUUCUGAGUUGGAUCCUAUAUAAUAAAUAAGCAGUGUGUGAAUAGCACAUCACUAGAAGUGUAACCAGAAUAGAGAAUGCGUUAGGCAAGGGGCAGCCAGGGAUUGAAGUGCAGGAAAGGAUCAGUAGGAAGAGAGCACAGCUCUGUCUGCACAGCUUUAGGAGAAAGGGUUGGACUUAAACCCACACAAAUCGUGGAUGCUUCCCCAGGGGCAGCACAGUGCUGCUGGCUUGGAGGAGGGAAGGAAUAAUUUGGGGAAAAGCACAGAGCUCAGGAGCUGGAAACUCGUAUUGUAGGCAGUCUCAAGGCUCUGGAGCUGUAUUGCAAAUGCACUUUUUGCUUGCCUGGGAAGAUUUGACUUCUGUUAUUCAUUGUGGCUGUGGCUGUUGUCUGGUUAGUGCAGAUAAAUAAUUGCUGUCACGGAACCGCUGUCGGGUCCCCUUUGCUGCCCAGUCCAGUAUUACACAUGAGCAUUGAAGAAGAUUGGUGGUGGACCAAAACCCGUGGUUGUCGCAAGCGUAGUCCUGUCGGAUGUACCAAAUACUUCCUUGAUUUUGCUUUAAGCCUUAGAGAGCAGAGCAAGAUGAGACCGAUUGAUUGUACUGUAACUGAAACAACUGACCGAUCAUUUUGGUCCCCAAAGCUGCAGAGAAACUUUUUUUCUAUUUGACCUUCUGAAGGUUUGAGUCAUUUGGGAAAAAAAAAAAAAAAGAAUAAUUAGUAAAUCCUGAAAGGGUUUGUUCCAAAGGAAACUUUGCACAUGGUUUAAUGUGAGCCUCGUAAUUUAAAAUAAAACUUCUGCUGUAAAAUACUAUGUAUAUCUCCUUGUGUGUGAUGUCUCAUCUUUAGCGUGACGGAUUGCACACGUGCCGUAUGUAGCAUUCUGACGUCUGUAUAUUUAUUUAAAUCUAUUGAUUUUUUAGAUGGCAAUUUGCAAAAAAAAAUAAUCUAAUUUGUAAUAAAUAAUGGCAAAAGUCGA
Molecule: messenger RNA, 2727 nt
Organism: Numida meleagris (helmeted guineafowl)
Lineage: Eukaryota; Metazoa; Chordata; Aves; Galliformes; Numididae
Gene: EDN2
Product: endothelin 2
Exons: 5
Coding region: 141-680 (179 amino acids)
Biological process (GO): vein smooth muscle contraction; regulation of systemic arterial blood pressure by endothelin; intracellular calcium ion homeostasis
Cellular component (GO): extracellular region
Molecular function (GO): endothelin B receptor binding; hormone activity
Source: RefSeq, a predicted model, not a curated record